Messenger RNA from Linum trigynum, 225 nucleotides. Lineage: Eukaryota; Viridiplantae; Streptophyta; Magnoliopsida; Malpighiales; Linaceae. The record is from the annotation of a GenBank genome assembly.
AUGCCUAUGAUGAAAGAAGCUUCUUGCUGGAGUAUUAGGAAUGGGGAGACAACAAGAUUCUGGAGACACCCUUGGAUCGAGAAUGGACUAAUCCUAGAGGACUACUUGAUCAAAGAAAUCACAAAAGAGGAAAGGAGUCUCUUGUGUCUCACUGGGUUACGGAAGGAGUUGAGUGGAAUUGGGAAAGGCUUAAAAUCCUCCUCCCUGAUGACAUCCUCUUGCUAA